Molecule: messenger RNA, 909 nt
Organism: Cyphellophora europaea CBS 101466
Lineage: Eukaryota; Fungi; Ascomycota; Eurotiomycetes; Chaetothyriales; Cyphellophoraceae
Exons: 1
Coding region: 1-909 (302 amino acids)
Biological process (GO): protein lipoylation
Cellular component (GO): mitochondrion; cytoplasm
Molecular function (GO): lipoyltransferase activity
Source: RefSeq, a predicted model, not a curated record
AUGGUGGUGCGCGCUCUUCGCUCUCUGCAGUCCAGCGACUCCUUCAUGUCUAGAUUUCCUGCUUUUGGUGGAACCGAAGUCAAAGUCAACGAAAGGCACGACAUAGUGAUGCGUCCAACUACCGAGGACAACUGGCUGAAGGUGUCGGGAAGUGCCUUCAAACUCACUCGAGGCAGAGCUUUGCACCACGGCACAUUGCUCGUUGCAUCGCCCUACCUUUCUCAGAUCUCCCCUCUACUCAACAGCCUUUAUAAGGAUAAUUUCACCCUGAAAGGUGUUAGCUCCGUCCGGUCUCCCGUCGGCAACCUUUUCUCCGGCGAGUGUUCGGAGCCUGGGCGUGACGAGCUCAGCCAAGCAGUCCAGCAGGCCAUCAUCUCGGAAUUCAGCGAGCUAUAUGCUGCGGGUGGUGGGAUCGAGGCCAUGCAAUUGUCCGAUCAAGACUGCCACGAGUCUGAGAAUGCAUCUAUCGCCCAAGGCGUCAAAGAACUGCAAUCUGACGAAUGGAGAUUCUGCCAGACUCCACGAUUCAGCUUCCGAUGCCCGUCCGGCGACUCCAGAUUCGCGGGAUUCGAAGUCAACCGAGGAUAUAUCGAGCGCAUCUCCCUUGACUACGAUGAUGAUAACGACCCGGUUAGCAUCGACGUGAGUGACGUCUCAGGCUUGGGCAAGAUCUACUUGCAUGAUUUAUGGGGGCCAAUAGACAUGGUGCUACCAGAUCUCGCGAAGGCAUACAGCGAUGCAAAGAACGAGCCAGACUAUGAAAAGCUCAGCGACAAGGAGCUUGACCAUCACGGACCGUACUGGAGAUCCUUCCUCGAGGCAUUGAUGACAUCUGAGGAAGAUAGAGGUAAGCUAGACGACUGCUUCCCAGAUUGGAGCAGCAGGAAAUGGCGCAUCGGCGUGAUCUGA